This is a messenger RNA of Henningerozyma blattae CBS 6284, 2943 nucleotides long. RefSeq names its product serine/threonine/tyrosine protein kinase MPS1 (gene MPS1). Gene Ontology annotation, cellular component: spindle; nucleus; kinetochore. The record is from RefSeq and is a predicted model, not a curated record. The transcript has a single exon. Gene Ontology annotation, molecular function: protein serine/threonine/tyrosine kinase activity; ATP binding; protein serine/threonine kinase activity. Bases 1 to 2943 code for a protein of 980 amino acids. Gene Ontology annotation, biological process: meiotic spindle assembly checkpoint signaling; peptidyl-serine phosphorylation; protein localization to kinetochore. NCBI's taxonomy places the organism in Eukaryota, Fungi, Ascomycota, Saccharomycetes, Saccharomycetales, Saccharomycetaceae.
AUGUCCCAUAAUAUACAAAUUUAUCCUAAUAAUAUUCACUCCAGACCAAACCAAGAUAAUGAACCGACUUCUAGUCAUAACUAUAUGGAUGACUCAGACGAUGAAGAUAAUAUAGAAAGAGGCCCUCCCAAAUUGAGUAAUUUUGGGUCGGCAUUACUAUCUAAUCAAGAGGAACAGAAUAAUAAACAGCAUCAACAAGACGUAAUGGAAUCUAAGGAUUCUCUACAAAUUAAAACCGAUAAACAUAAUAUAUGGCGUAAUAAUACCAAUAUUAAUAAUACAUCGAACACACUCUUUGGCCAUACUGAUGAACAUUCUCAGACAUCAACCUCAACCAUGACUAGCGUACGUAUGCAUGAUCAUCAAAGUGUCACUACACUUUAUUCUGAUAAUAAUGGAAAAGAUUUAAAUAAUACUCUAGUAAAGGACUCUAACAAAUCUACAUUCAGAAGUCUGAAACAGUUAUCAAGAGAAGAACUACCAUCCAGACAGCGAAAUAGACGAUUGUUACAGAAUUUAAAAGCAGGAAACCUUGGACCAGCAUCAAGAACAUCAUCUUUGUUAACUAAUGAAAGUUUUAAUUCUUCUAUGCCAUUAUCAACAAAUACUCCUGAAGCCAGACAAAAUAAUGAUAAUAAUGAUAAUGAUAAUGAUAAUACUACUACUACUACUACUACUACUACUACUACUAAUAAUAAUAAUAAUAAUAAUAAUAAUAACCUUCGAAAUAAAAGUAUCAACAAUCAUACUCAUACGAGGACCUUACCCUUAGAUGAAAUAAAACCACCAACUUCUACUGAUAUAGGAAGAUCCUACAUACAUAGCUCAAUUGAAAAUAUUCCACUCCGAAUUGCCACAACAGAGACAAAUAUAAAUACUAAACUUACUAACCGCAAUAACAAUGAUGCUACUAUUAGUAAUGAUUAUAACCAUAACUCUAAACCUAUUAUCUCAGAUUAUUCUUCAAUUGAAUUCAACGGAUUAAACCCAAUGCAAUAUUGGAGAAAGCAUGACUUACCUCCAUCUGAACUUCCAAAAUUAAAUAAAGCAUACUUACAAAAACAAAGAGAAGAAAAUAGAAAGGCAGUAUUAAAACAAAGAAGUACAUCAAGAAUGAUCCUUAGCAACAAAAUGACUAAUUCUACCUCUUCGACAAACAACGGUUCAAUUAAACUAAGUGACAAUAGGUUUAAUUCAUUUGAUGCUAACAAUACUAAUAAUGAUAAUUUGCAUAAAAUUAAUAGAACAAAAAAUUAUACAAAAGAUAAUUCAUUACCCACUGCAAGAGCAAACAGAAAUAAUACAGAUACUUCGCCCAUGGGGAAAUCUUCUAGGAAAAAUUUGUCAUCGCCAGUUGUUUCUACAAGAAAUGUCUUCUUGGAAGAUAUCGAUCCACCAUUUAGUAAUGAAAAAAAAUUCCGAAUUGAUAAAGAGAAUAAUUCAAAAUCAGGACAAACUCGUAAUAGACUUGGGUCCUUUGGCAGUGAAAUAGAUAAUAUUCAUAAUAGACAUAAUGCUAUAAAGUAUAUUUCCCGACAAAAUAGCAGCGAAGAUUUACAUUCUAGUAAUCGUUAUACAGAGAAUAGAAGAACAGCUUUAACUUCAAUUGAUAUUAAUAAAAGAUCUGGAUAUGCCUCUCCUUCCAGAGAACACAAAAGAUCUAAAACCACUGAUAAUUAUAAGAUGGAUGUUUCAGUUCUUGAAAGCAACAGUAGAAUCCCGUCUAGUGCAAAUAGAAUUAACUAUCGUUCCAAGAGUGCUCUAGCAGACUAUAAUAAUCCGAUGCAAGAUAUAGACCACCUCCCUUCAUCACAACCACCAGUAAGGCCUCCACCACAUUUCAUACCUUCACUGUCACAACCUCAACCUCAACAGGUAAGAAAAAAAGUAGAAAUAAUUGAACCAGAGGCGAAGAUACAUAAUUACCAAAAACCAAUAAUCAUUGUAAAUAAUAUAGAAUAUGAAAAAGUAGCAUUAUUAGGCAGAGGCGGCUCAUCUAAAGUCUACAAGGUAAAGGGACCGAAAAAUUCAUAUUAUGCAUUAAAAAGAGUUUUAUUUGAUGAAUUUGAUGAUUCAAGUAUAGAAGGAUUUAAAGGAGAAAUUGAAUUAUUGAAGAAACUUGAACAUGAAGAAAGAGUUGUAAGAUUAUUUGAUUAUAAGAUGGAAAAUGGGACUUUACAUCUAAUUAUGGAAUGUGGUGAUCUUGAUCUUUCAAGAAUAUUGCAUCAAAGAUCUAAACAACCUUUAGACUUGGAGUUUAUUAGAUACUAUUCUCGUGAAAUGCUUAAAUGUGUUCAAGUAGUACAUAAUAACGAUAUUGUUCAUUCUGAUUUAAAACCUGCUAAUUUUGUUUUAGUUGGUAGUGUUUUAAAAAUCAUCGAUUUUGGUAUUGCAAACGCUGUCCCAGAUCAUACAGUUAAUAUAUAUCGUGAAUGUCAAAUUGGUACUCCAAAUUAUAUGGCACCCGAAGCGUUAGUUUCAAUGAAUUUAACAUCUAAUGAAAAUGAGAAUGCCCAGAAACCAGUAAAUAGAUGGAAAGUUGGUAAACCUUCUGAUGUUUGGUCAUGUGGUUGUAUACUGUAUCAAAUGUUUUAUGGUAAACCUCCUUAUGGUCAUUAUCAGGGCCAAAAUCGAUUAUUAGCUAUUAUGAAUCCUGAAGUUGAAAUUAAAUAUCCCGAGUUUACACCAAAUAAUGAACCUAUUCCAAGAUCUGCGAUAGACACCAUGAAAGCGUGCCUUUACAGAGAUCCUUCUAAGAGAUUUACUAUCGAAGAAUUAUUAAAUAACCCAUUUUUUUCACCAAUUAUGGUCACCCCUUUCUUUUUGCAAGAUUUGAUUAAAAAUUCUGUUAGGUAUGGAAUUGACCGCAAAAAUAUUUCUAAUGAAGAGUUAGAAAAAAUGAGUGAUGAUGUUUUGAAUAGAUUACGAGAAUUCAUCUUAUAG